CAGUCAUGCACCGAUUAUAACCGGAUACAAUUUCGGGCUUUUUGGCAAAAGAACUUUCUGAAUAAAACUGAUUUUCUAAAUUUUUGCAUCAACGAAGUUUUGUAGAGCAAACAUUUUGCUACAAAAAAGGGCUAUGCAGGUGCUGUUCAUCCUGAUUCAGUGCUUAUAGAAAAUGUAUUUCGGUAUGAUCAGUUAUAAACGGUUUAGGGCCCUUCGCCGAAAAUCAAUUACGGUAAAAAUAAAAAACAUGAAGUUUUCUGCCACAAGCGAUCUUAUAGGAAAAUAUUUACUCUGUCAAACUAAGAGACCAAAAAAUGCUUAUAUGCGUACGUUUUAUAUAAUCUGUUUGAUAAGAAACAUGAAAUAUACCGAUGCCAGCUAACAAAAGAGUAGCAAAUCUGUCUCGGAGUAAUUCUAUUUUCUUUUACUUUUUGAGCAUCUUUGGGUUCUUUCACACCAUUUUCCCUCUAGAUAUUACUGAGCAACACAAAUAUUUAUCUUCCAAUCUGCCUCCAUUUUUAUACCAACGUCUUAUUGCUUUGGAUGCAGCCAAAUCGUAUAAUACAUCAGAAUAUGAAGCUUUAAAUAAACAUUUAACGUCCUUAUUUACUGUUCGUAUUACACCAAUGCCUUCGUGUGUCGCAGAAGCGUUUGCUAAUAUUAAUACCACUAUUUAUGUAGCAAUUCAAGGUGAAAGUGAAUUUACUAUCGGUGGCGCAUUAGAACAUUACAAUAUAACAGCUGAAAUAAAUAAAAUUAAUGUACCAACAUUGGUGACCAAUGGAGAAUACGAUUCUGUCACUAGGCCAGUUGUAGAAAAAAUACAUUCGCAAAUACCAAACUCUAAAUUGAUUACGUAUCCAACAUCAGGUCAUAUGACUAUGAUCGAUGCAGCUUCAUUGGUUUUAGACGACAUACGCAAAUUUUUAAUACGUGUUGAAAAAAAGAGAAACAUCCACGAAGAAUUUUAA
Didymodactylos carnosus is the source of this 971-nucleotide messenger RNA. NCBI's taxonomy places the organism in Eukaryota, Metazoa, Rotifera, Eurotatoria, Philodinida, Philodinidae. The record is from the annotation of a GenBank genome assembly.